Apis cerana (Asiatic honeybee) is the source of this 1241-nucleotide messenger RNA. It is a transcript of the gene Arfip, whose product is annotated as ADP ribosylation factor interacting protein arfaptin. The record is from RefSeq and is a predicted model, not a curated record. NCBI's taxonomy places the organism in Eukaryota, Metazoa, Arthropoda, Insecta, Hymenoptera, Apidae. Gene Ontology annotation, molecular function: phospholipid binding; protein domain specific binding. Gene Ontology annotation, biological process: regulation of Arp2/3 complex-mediated actin nucleation; intracellular protein transport. Gene Ontology annotation, cellular component: trans-Golgi network membrane.
UUGACUUUUCGGGUGUUUCCAAAAAUUGUUUGCAAUAUACGCCAUCUAAGUUGGUAUAUUGCAUCUCUCAUGAAGCAUUAUAAAGAUUUAUUCUGAAGUUUUAAGCAUAGGAUAAUAGAAAUUAUAUACUUAUUUCUUCUGAUUUUGUACUAUUACAUUAAGUGGAAUGGAGCGAAGUAUUCAUGAAAUGUUGAAAGAUGCUCCAUCUUUAAAUGAUAGUGAUAGUGCAGUUCAUAGUGGAACCCCUCCACCUCAUGUACCAAAUAAUUGCAAUAAUGAUAGCCAACCUAGACCAGCUACAAUAAAUUUAACUUUGGGUAGUCCUACAUCUCAAAUGUCUAUAACAGUAUCUCCAAAUACACCCAUUCAAAAUGGUGAUACACAAACAAUGCGUACUGCUCAAAGUAAAAUUGAAAGCAUUAAAAAUUGGAGUAUUUCUACAUAUAAGUGUACAAGACAACUGAUGUAUGAAAAACUUGGAAAAACAUCCCGUACAGUAGAUUCAGAACUUGAAACCCAAAUUGAGUUAUUAAGAGAUACUCAAAGAAAGUAUUGUAAUGUUUUACGGUUAUCAAGAGCAUUAGCUUCUCAUUUUCAUCAUGUUGUUCAAACUCAACAUGCUUUAGGAGAAGCAUUCUCUGAGCUAGCACAGAAAUCUCCAGAAUUACAAGAAGAAUUUUUAUAUAAUUCAGAAACUCAAAGAAAUUUAACUAAAAAUGGUGAAACAUUAUUAGGGGCCUUAAAUUUUUUUGUUUCUUCAGUAAAUACACUUUGUAAUAAAACUAUUGAAGAUACAUUAUUUACAGUACGGCAAUAUGAAACAGCAAGAAUAGAAUAUGAUGCCUAUAGGACAGAUCUUGAAGCAUUAGCACAAGUAACAAAAAACGAUAGUAGCAAUGCAGCAAGAUUAGAAGCAGCACAGGCUAAUUAUGAAGAACAUAAACAAAAUUUUGAAAAAUUAAGAUCAGAUGUUUCGAUUAAACUUAAAUUUUUAGAUGAAAAUAGAAUCAAGGUAAUGCACAAACAAUUAUUAUUAUUUCACAAUGCAGUAUCUGCUUAUUUUUCUGGAAAUCAAACUGCACUGGAAGCCACACUGAAACAAUUUAAUAUAAAGGUUAAAUCUCCAAAUUCAUCUUUACCAUCAUGGCUUGAACAGUAGUUACAUUAGAAGAAAUAAAUUUAAAUAAUCAGAUAAACAUGAAUAAAAAAUACAUUCGUCCAUACGAAUUUUUCCUCAAAAA